AUGACUUUUAUCUGUUCAAUCUUCAACAAUAACAAUAUCAACAAGAUCAGUAGUCAUACCAACCAACAACAAAGAAUCAAGAUUCGUGUUUUGAAUCUGGGUAAACCGUUUUUGUUUUCCAGCCUCGAGAAACUGGGAGCUCUUCAAUGGCGGAAAAUCGUGCACGGAAAUCAAGGAUGGAGACUCGUCAUCGCUAACUGGUUACAUGCCGGAUUGAUUCAUCUAGUCGCUAAUAUGUUAAGCCUUGUCCGCAUCGGCAUUUGCCUUGAACAACAAUUUGGAUUUCUUCGCGUAGAAUUGAUCUACAUGUUAUCACGAUUUGGGGGUAGCGCUCUUUCUUCAUUAUUCCUUCAAAACAACAUCUUAGUUGGUGCCUCCGGUGCUCUCUUCGGUUUACUCGGGACAAUGCUCUCCGAACUCAUCACAAACUGGACAAUCUACUCCAACCAGUUGUUGCACAGAAAGUACAGUGGGAAUUUAUUGGUUAAUAUGUUGGGAAAAUGGAAGGAGUCUGAAUACUCUGGUCAAUCUGUUCCAGUUGGUGGUCUUGCUUAUUAUGUUACUGCACCUUCAAGGUAA
Lactuca sativa (garden lettuce) is the source of this 579-nucleotide messenger RNA. The record is from RefSeq and is a predicted model, not a curated record. Lineage: Eukaryota; Viridiplantae; Streptophyta; Magnoliopsida; Asterales; Asteraceae.